This is a messenger RNA of Letharia columbiana, 1656 nucleotides long. RefSeq lists its product as uncharacterized. Gene Ontology annotation, biological process: protein K63-linked deubiquitination. The transcript has 2 exons. Gene Ontology annotation, molecular function: K63-linked deubiquitinase activity; metal-dependent deubiquitinase activity; protein binding. The record is from RefSeq and is a predicted model, not a curated record. NCBI's taxonomy places the organism in Eukaryota, Fungi, Ascomycota, Lecanoromycetes, Lecanorales, Parmeliaceae. Gene Ontology annotation, cellular component: endosome; membrane. The coding region runs from base 1 to 1656 and encodes 551 amino acids.
AUGGCUCCGCGCACCAUUGAAGAGACAGGUCCUUCCAGGCCUUUAAACGUGGAACAAAUCGUCAAGAAAGCUCAGAACUUUGACUACAAUCCCUUGAUACCUCUUAAGUACUGGCUAAGAACCGCCGGGACCUUGCUGAAAGAGGCGGAGAUCUACGAACACGAAGGCAACGACCAGCAGACCUAUCUCUUAUUGUUCCGGCAUGCCCAACUGGUGAUUCGUAACCUUUCGACACAUCCUGAUGCCAGACAAGGCAAGAAUCGCCUUGCUUUGGCGCAGGCGAACAAGGACGUUGACCAUGGUCUCAUGAAACUCGAGGUACUGAAGCCACGUAUCAAUAAAAGAUACGAGCGAUACGAGCAACUCCUACAUGACCGCGAUACUAGGAGAGCUUCUGCGAGUGCAAGGGAAGCUUCUCGGUCAAGAGAGCAGAAGGCUCUCUCAAACCAGCAAGUCCCAAGUCAACGCCCAAUAUCCGAUCCGCCGGCGGACAGCGAUACCGAGACUCUAGCGGCUGGAGAAAACCGAGAUUUGGCUGUCAAAUUAGCUCAUAAGGAGAUCAGACGGCGGGCUACAGCUAGGAAGGCUACGAGGCAGGCAGGAAUAUCUGAGGAGGUGGAACACGAAAGACGAACCGCAGGAGUAUGGGGAAAUUGGGAAGAGGCGUUCACCAAGAAUGACGAAAGCAUUGAUCAAGACACUCUUAGCAGACAGAUGCAAAAUGUUCGCUUGCAGGUGAGCGGCUCAACAAGCGCAGAAACCAGGAAUGGCAGCUCUCGACCAUCUUUCGAAAGCCAGAAAUCAAACUACCAUUAUCCAGCGGUACCUGAACACCGCGAUUCCGGAUCUUGGAAGCCUUCCCCUCAAGUAUCCAGCUCUUUGGACGACUACUCCCUUCGGAGUACACCAACAUCCCUUGGGGCGCCAGAACUGCCGCCCAAGGAUUACGAUGCUGAUAGACCCCGAAAUCAAAAUGCGCUGCCCCUUCGACCUGAAAAGGAGGCGCUUUCAGCAUCUAGCACUUUAUUCAAUCUUGAUCAAAACCCAGCGCCACAGCAAGAUUUGAAACCGUCGACCUUCACUUUCAAGCCAUCUGCAUAUUUGGAGAGUGGCACGCCACUUCGCACCAUUUUCCUACCACCAGAUCUUCGUCAUCGCUUCCUGUCAAUCGCCCUACCAAAUACACGUGCUAAUCUAGAAACUUGUGGUAUCCUUUGUGGCACUCUUGUGUCGAACGCAUUGUUCAUCUCUAAGCUCGUCAUACCAGAUCAGGAAAGCACGUCGGAUACAUGUGAGACGAUCAAUGAAAGUCAGCUUUUUGACUAUGUUGACGGAGAAGAUCUUAUGGUACUUGGCUGGAUACAUACGCACCCAACACAGACUUGCUUCAUGAGUUCUAGAGAUCUACACACUCACGGCGGCUACCAAGUGAUGAUGCCAGAAAGUAUUGCGAUUGUGUGCGCGCCGAGCAAAGGAGAUUGGGGCGUGUUUCGGUUGACAGAUCCUCCUGGGAUGAAGACGGUGCUUAAUUGCACGCAAACGGGGCUGUUUCACCCUCAUGCCGAGAGCAAUAUUUAUACUGAUGCAUUGCGUCCCGGGCAUGUUUAUGAAGCAAAAGGGCUAGAGUUCGAUGUUGUGGAUCUUCGGCCGCAUUGA